GUGCCGUCUAAAAGAAAAGAAAAGUAAAACCCUAAUUUGGCUCUCUCCAUUCCGUUCGGCUCAGCUCGAGGAAGCUCUCCCACCGAUACAAUGAUUAUCACAGAGCAAAACCGAAGAGAAAUCUGCAAAUACCUUUUCAAAGAAGGAGUUCUGUUCGCAAAGAAGGAUUUCAAUCUCCCAAAGCAUCCGUUGAUUGAAUCAGUACCGAACCUGCAAGUGAUCAAGCUCAUGCAGAGCUUCAAAUCCAAGGAGUAUGUUAGGGAGACAUUCGCGUGGAUGCAUUAUUAUUGGUUUCUGACCAACGAAGGAAUCGAGUUCUUGAGAACUUAUCUUAACCUUCCGUCUGAUGUUGUUCCUGCUACUUUGAAGAAGUCAGCUAAGCCUCUCGGUCGUCCAUUUGGUGGCCCACCUGGUGAUCGCCCAAGGGGACCUCGCUUUGAAGGAGACCGUCCUAAAUUUGGUGACCGUGAUGGUUACCGUGGAGGUCCUCGUGGUGGUGGUGAGUUUGGAGGCGAAAAGGGUGGAGCUCCAGCAGAUUACCAGCCAUCUUUCCAAGGAAGUGGUGGUAGGCCUGGAUUUGGCCGUGGUGCUGGUGCACCUGCACCAUCUGCUUCAGGUGGUUCAGGGUGGUAGUAGGCCUGACUUUGGUCCGUGGUGCUGGUGGUUACACCGCUGCUGCACCAUCUGGUUAAGGUUUCCUUUGAAAAUGAAAGGGUUUUUACAGUAAGACCAUGGGGAUGUUGCUUCAGCUUUAAAUUUUUGCUUGUGUAAUUCAGAUUCCGGAAUCCUUCAUAAUCUAUCUGAGUUUAGUUUUGUUGUUUGAGCAAACCUCCAAUUCAAAGUACA
This is a messenger RNA of Eutrema salsugineum, 846 nucleotides long. Its product is annotated as 40S ribosomal protein S10-1. The record is from RefSeq and is a predicted model, not a curated record. The transcript is spliced from 5 exons. Gene Ontology annotation, molecular function: RNA binding; structural constituent of ribosome. Lineage: Eukaryota; Viridiplantae; Streptophyta; Magnoliopsida; Brassicales; Brassicaceae. The coding region runs from base 91 to 633 and encodes 180 amino acids. Gene Ontology annotation, cellular component: cytosolic small ribosomal subunit.